This is a messenger RNA of Parastagonospora nodorum SN15, 849 nucleotides long. RefSeq lists its product as hypothetical. The record is from RefSeq and is a predicted model, not a curated record. Lineage: Eukaryota; Fungi; Ascomycota; Dothideomycetes; Pleosporales; Phaeosphaeriaceae. The transcript has 3 exons. The coding region runs from base 1 to 849 and encodes 282 amino acids.
AUGGGCGGCCUGGCACAAAUGGCCAUGAACGCGAACGAUUGGCGCCGUACAGGCGCGGCGCCAGGCUGCAGUCCUCAAAAUGGCAGUACACAGCUCAAUGUGCAUGAAUACGGCGGCUGCAUCAUCCAGGCAGUGUUGCAUGAGGUAGUACCGAAGUACCGGAAACAACCACCAAGCAUGCGAUCCCUGAAGCGCUCUGCGACCAGCUAUCUAGACCAAGCCGUCGGCCACAAAAGGAAAUGCAGUAAUCCAUCCUCCAGGCCCUCCACGACCCCGACUCACGAUAACAACACGGACGCUCCGCUCAAGUUCCAAAGAAGAAAGCCCGCGCAGCACAUGUUGCAUGCAGAGGUUCCAGUGCAUUGCAUCCACAAACACGCAAGCGCAUGCGCACUGCUAAUGAAGAUAUGCUGCUCCUGCGCUGAUAAGCGACCCAUAACACACGCCUACCCGAUGUAUGUGGAUGGCCGAGGGAUUGGUCCAUCCGAUGACCGCUCGCUGCACUACUGCUUUGGCUGUCAGGCAUAUUGGGGACGUCGUCGUAGUCAUCCUGAGCACAAUGUUCCCUCACUACCAUCGCUGGGACUAACCGAGGCCGAAUCUACUUGUGACCAUAUCAGAGUCUGCUGCGAUAACCGCACCUUUGACUUUGUCCGCUCAGGUGAUUACAAUCUUGAGCAGCUUCGACAUGAGGUGUCACUACUCAUGCGGUGUAAUGCAAGCGACAUCAGUGUCAUGGCAAGCGACUCUGGAUUGAGCAUGGCAUCCGAGUCUUCGGUUCAUGAUGCCGCAGGCCAAAUCCAAUUUAGCGUCAAUUACACAGCGGAUGUGGAGAUGUGCGACGCUUAG